Myxocyprinus asiaticus (Chinese sucker) is the source of this 784-nucleotide messenger RNA. RefSeq names its product transmembrane protein 18. The record is from RefSeq and is a predicted model, not a curated record. Lineage: Eukaryota; Metazoa; Chordata; Actinopteri; Cypriniformes; Catostomidae. The coding region runs from base 84 to 542 and encodes 152 amino acids. The transcript has 5 exons. Gene Ontology annotation, cellular component: nuclear membrane.
GCUCCACACUUCAACCCAUUAGGUGGCGGAAAUGCACUAAAAGCUGGGUUGAUAACCGCCAUAAAACAAGAAAAAGAAACAAAAUGACCGAGCCAAAAUCAAAAAAUAUUAGCUCAGUUCCCAUUGAUGGAUACAGCAAUGUUCGCAUUACAUCAGCUUGGACCUUUCUCCAGUCUGUUGACUGGUCUGAGCCCUGGCUGAUGGGUCUAUUGGUGCUUCAUGUCCUUUGUUUUGCUUUCACCAUCCUCUCCUGCAAGUACUAUCGCCUUCAGAUAUGCCACUUUCUAUUGAUGGUUGCUAUGGUUUACAGUGCAGAAUACCUGAACGAGCUGGCUGCAAUGAAUUGGAGGUCUUUUUCAAAGUUCCAAUACUUUGAUUCAAAAGGAAUGUUCAUAUCGCUAGUAUACUCAGUUCCACUCUUGAUCAACACUGUUAUUAUUGUGGCUGUGUGGGUAUGGAGAACCUUUUCAACCAUGACAGAACUGAAGACAUUGCAGUUAAAGAGAAAAGCUGCCAGAGAGAGCCAGAAAAAAUCCCAGUAGAAGACACACAUCUAUGUCCUAACAUUGUAGUGUCCAGUGGUGGAGGGAACAUGUGGCUGUCACUGAGUAUGGCAAAAGGACAGACACAAAUAUGAAGUGGUGGAGGGUCUUGUAUACAGUACUUAACUCUGAUUGCCCUGUUACCCUGCCAGCUAACAAACGCUCCAUGGAAGAUAAUGUCUUACCAAAGACCUAUUGGACAAAGCCACCAACUUUACUAUAAAAACUGCUUUGUGUACAUA